CUCUUUUAAGGCAUAGUCCUUGAGUCUUCGACAAAUUUGUCAACCAUUCUUUUAUUCGACAGUUUUUGACAAGCUCUUUAAACAUUCUUUUACGUGACAACUCUUGUCGAAUCUCUCAGCAACCAACAUCGGUUUGAUUCAAAUAAUCCUCCUUCAAGCUUAAAAACCAACCACAAAAUGCACUGCCUUUCCCUUCUUCUAAUUGUGGCUCCUGUUGCCGUUCUCGGCAGCAACGUCACCAUGGGUAGGGGUACGACCGGUGGAAAAUGCUGCGAUAAUGGCGUCGAUGACGAUUCUGGCGUCUGCGCAAAGAUGGGCAUGAACUCCUAUGGUUGCACGGAUGUGGACAAUUCCAAAGGACAUGGCUGCGAUAAACUGCCAUCCUGGCCGAUUGGACGCGAGGUCAAAUACUUCGUCGCUGGCAGCAAUGUAACGCACACCAAUCCGGAGAACUACGACAUUGAGCUUGGAUACAUUGGAUGUGCGGAGUAGUGGAAUAAUGAGGCUUAAGAGGGGAGCAUUAAGCGCUGGAAUUAAACUAGAAUUCGCUGUUUACUCAACAAGAUUGAUGGCAUUGCCGUAAUUGGUUACGAAACCCCCUAAAUUUGUGUAUUUUAAUUAGGUUCCCAGCUGG
Molecule: messenger RNA, 634 nt
Organism: Pyricularia grisea
Lineage: Eukaryota; Fungi; Ascomycota; Sordariomycetes; Magnaporthales; Pyriculariaceae
Exons: 2
Coding region: 178-492 (104 amino acids)
Source: RefSeq, a predicted model, not a curated record